AUGGAUGAACCUCAAGAGUCAUCGUCCUGUAUCACCAACGCCCACAACUCCAACUGCAGUAGUAAACCUGGCAGUCCUCCACAAUGCAACGGGGUCUCAGAGUGCCGGACCAUGCUGCGGGUGGCUGAGUCACACGGACUCCAGCUGCUGGGCGUGCUCAGAUCAUUCAGGGAGCGAGGCUUACUGUUUGACUUCACCAUCAAGGUUCAGGAACGCAGUUUUCCCUGCCAUCGCUGUGUCCUUGCAGCAUGCAGUGAUUUCUUCAGGGCCAUGUUUGAGGUGGAUAUGCGAGAGUGCGGGGAUGGUUCGGUGACUCUUGGUAACCAGUGUCCAGAGGCAGUGGGUUUCUUCCUGGACUUUGCCUAUUCUGGAGAGACACUCAUCACUGAUAGUAAUGUAGAUAUGCUGUUUCAGAUUGCCUCUUUUCUGCAGGUUUCAGUCCUGUCCCGAGCAUGCAGCGACUUCCUGAUAGGAACCAUGGAUCUCUGUAACUGCCUGUCCCUCUUCUCCCUUGCUGAGGCAUACGGCUCUGCCUCCCUGCUCAAAAGUGCCAACGACUUUGUGGUUCAGAACUUCUCUGACCUCUCCAAAACCCAGGACUUUCUGGAUAUGCAG
Molecule: messenger RNA, 615 nt
Organism: Plectropomus leopardus (leopard coralgrouper)
Lineage: Eukaryota; Metazoa; Chordata; Actinopteri; Perciformes; Serranidae
Source: RefSeq, a predicted model, not a curated record